Budorcas taxicolor (takin) is the source of this 2073-nucleotide messenger RNA. RefSeq names its product cyclic nucleotide gated channel subunit alpha 1 (gene CNGA1). NCBI's taxonomy places the organism in Eukaryota, Metazoa, Chordata, Mammalia, Artiodactyla, Bovidae. Gene Ontology annotation, molecular function: protein-containing complex binding; intracellularly cAMP-activated cation channel activity; cGMP binding. The coding region runs from base 1 to 2073 and encodes 690 amino acids. Gene Ontology annotation, cellular component: intracellular cyclic nucleotide activated cation channel complex; plasma membrane. The transcript has 8 exons. The record is from RefSeq and is a predicted model, not a curated record. Gene Ontology annotation, biological process: monoatomic cation transmembrane transport.
AUGAAGAAAAUGAUUAUUAAUACAUGGCGCUCUUUUGUAAAUAUUCCCAAUGUGGUUGGACCAGAUGUUGAAAAGGAAAUAAGAAGGAUGGAAAAUGGAGCAUGCAGCUCCUUUUCGGAUGAUGAUGACGACAGUGCCUCUAUAUUUGAAGAAUCAGAGAGUGAGAACCCCCAUGCAAGGGAUUCCUUUAGAAGUAAUACACACGGAAGCGGACAACCAUCACAGAGGGAGCAAUACUUGCCUGGAGCCAUUGCACUUUUUAAUGUUAACAACAGCAGCAAUAAGGAGCAAGAACCAAAAGAAAAGAAGAAAAAGAAAAAAGAAAAGAAGAGCAAGCCAGAUGAUAAAAAUGAAAAUAAAAAGGACCCAGAAAAGAAAAAGAAGAAAGAAAAGGACAAAGACAAGAAAAAGAAAGAGGAGAAAGGCAAAGAUAAAAAAGAGGAAGAGAAGAAGGAAGUCGUGGUUAUUGAUCCCUCAGGAAAUACGUAUUACAACUGGCUGUUCUGCAUCACCUUACCUGUUAUGUAUAACUGGACCAUGAUUAUUGCAAGAGCAUGUUUUGAUGAACUUCAGUCUGAUUACCUAGAAUACUGGCUUGUUUUUGAUUACUUAUCAGAUAUAGUCUAUCUUCUUGAUAUGUUUGUACGGACAAGGACAGGUUACCUAGAACAAGGACUACUGGUGAGGGAAGAGCGUAAACUCAUAGAGAAGUAUAAAUCAACCUUUCAAUUUAAACUUGAUGUUCUAUCAGUGAUCCCAACUGAUCUGCUAUAUAUUAAGUUUGGCUGGAAUUAUCCAGAAAUUAGAUUAAACAGAUUGUUAAGGAUCUCUCGAAUGUUUGAGUUCUUCCAGAGAACAGAAACACGGACAAACUACCCAAACAUCUUCAGGAUCUCUAACCUUGUCAUGUACAUCAUCAUCAUCAUCCAUUGGAAUGCGUGUGUGUACUUCUCUAUUUCCAAAGCUAUUGGGUUUGGAAAUGACACAUGGGUCUAUCCUGAUGUUAAUGAUCCUGAUUUUGGCCGUUUGGCUAGAAAAUAUGUGUACAGUCUUUACUGGUCUACACUGACUUUGACCACUAUUGGUGAAACACCGCCUCCCGUGAGGGAUUCUGAGUAUUUCUUUGUGGUUGCUGAUUUCCUCAUUGGAGUGUUAAUUUUUGCCACCAUUGUCGGUAACAUAGGUUCUAUGAUUUCCAACAUGAAUGCAGCCAGGGCAGAAUUUCAAGCAAGAAUUGAUGCGAUCAAGCAAUACAUGCAUUUUCGAAAUGUAAGCAAAGAUAUGGAAAAGCGAGUUAUUAAAUGGUUCGACUAUCUGUGGACCAACAAAAAAACAGUGGAUGAGAGAGAAGUCCUGAAGUAUCUACCUGAUAAACUAAGAGCAGAGAUUGCCAUCAAUGUUCACUUAGACACAUUAAAAAAGGUGCGCAUUUUUGCAGACUGUGAAGCUGGUCUAUUGGUGGAGUUGGUCUUGAAAUUACAACCCCAAGUCUACAGUCCUGGAGAUUACAUUUGCAAGAAAGGGGAUAUUGGCCGAGAGAUGUACAUCAUCAAGGAAGGCAAACUGGCCGUGGUGGCUGAUGAUGGGAUCACUCAGUUUGUGGUAUUGAGUGAUGGCAGCUACUUUGGUGAAAUCAGUAUCCUUAAUAUUAAAGGUAGCAAAGCUGGCAAUCGAAGAACAGCCAAUAUUAAAAGCAUUGGCUACUCAGAUCUAUUCUGUCUCUCAAAAGAUGACCUCAUGGAAGCUCUAACUGAGUACCCAGAUGCCAAAGGUAUGCUAGAAGAGAAAGGGAAGCAAAUCUUGAUGAAAGAUGGUCUAUUGGACAUAAACAUUGCAAAUGCUGGAAGUGAUCCUAAAGAUCUUGAAGAGAAGGUCACCCGAAUGGAGAGCUCAGUAGACCUCCUGCAAACAAGGUUUGCUCGGAUCCUGGCUGAGUAUGAGUCAAUGCAGCAGAAACUGAAGCAGAGACUAACCAAGGUUGAGAAAUUCCUGAAACCACUUAUUGACACAGAAUUUUCAGCUAUCGAAGGAUCUGGAACUGAGAGCGGGCCCACUGACUCUACACAGGACUGA